Habropoda laboriosa is the source of this 1414-nucleotide messenger RNA. Its product is annotated as luc7-like protein 3. Lineage: Eukaryota; Metazoa; Arthropoda; Insecta; Hymenoptera; Apidae. The transcript has 8 exons. Gene Ontology annotation, molecular function: mRNA binding. The record is from RefSeq and is a predicted model, not a curated record. Bases 95 to 1162 code for a protein of 355 amino acids. Gene Ontology annotation, cellular component: U2-type prespliceosome; U1 snRNP. Gene Ontology annotation, biological process: mRNA splice site recognition.
GGAGGUUGGAGGAACAUCGUACCGCGAUUCAUAUUGCAUUCUACUAUAUAGCAUUUUUUAAUUUCACAAGACACGCAAUCAAGAAUUUCGGAAUAUGGCUGCUGCUGCUGCUGCUGCUUUGCUGGAUGAGCUUAUGGGAAGAAAUAGAAAUGUUCUUCCCAACGAAAAACCCAAAGAACUUAAUUGGGAAGAUCCUGAGUUUUGCAAGUUGUAUUUAGUUAAAUUUUGCCCCCACGAUCUAUUUGUUAAUACGAGAGCUGAUUUGGGAGCGUGUUCUCGAGUACACGAUGACGAGGCUAGAGAAUUAUUCGAGAAAGCACCGUACUCUUAUCGAAAACAACAAUAUGAGGAUGAAUUUAUCAGAUUUUGUCAAAGUAUGUUGAACGAGGUUGAGAGAAAAAUAAUUAAGGGAAAACAACGGUUAGCUCUUAUUGGAAGAACAGAAGCGCCUACUUUGACACCAGCACAAACACAAAGAAAUGAAGAACAAAUUGCACUUUUAACUGAGAAAAUUAAUAAGCUUGUAGAAGAAGCAGAGCAAAGUGGUAUACAGGGCAAUGUAGAACAGGCUCAGGGCCUAAUGAGAUUAUGCGAUCAAUUGAAAGAAGAGAGAGAAACAUUGCGAAAAUCUAAUGAUAAUAGUCACUAUAAUCAGACUGCUGAAUUAGCUGCUGCACAAGAAAAACAAAUGGAAGUAUGUGAUGUAUGUGGUGCGUUUCUUAUUGUUGGAGAUGCUCAACAACGAAUUGAUGAUCAUCUAAUGGGUAAACAACAUGUUGGAUAUGCUAGGUUAAAGAGUGCUCUCCAAGAAAUUAUGAGUAAACGUGAGAAAGCUAGAGAUGAAAAAGAACAAAGAAGGGAGGAAGAUAGGAAACAAAGAGCACGUGCUAAUGAAGAACUUGAUAGAAGAAGAAGAGAUGAUAGGGAUAGGGACAGAGAAAGAGAUAAACGUCGUAGACGUGAUGAUGACAAAGGCAGACAUGAUUCAGGCAGUCACAGAAAUUCUGGACACAGAAGUAGAAGCAGAUCAAGAGAUAAACAUGACAGACAUCGAGACGACGAUCACCGACGUCAUGCUCGAGAUAAAGGAAAUCGUGAUCAUCGAAGCUCAAGUCAUCACAGCCGACGCCGCCAUCGAUCUAGAAGUCGAAGUCACAAGUAACUACUCUUGAUUGGUUAGUGAGUGAGAAGUAAGCCAGGUAUGCACUAAACAAUAUACCAUAUUCGUCUCAAUUACUGUACAGGUUCUUUACCAGGUGAGUUUCAUUAGAUGCACAUAAUAUAUACAUGAUAAUUAUCUGUAAUUUUGAAGAAUGGCAUAGUCACAGCGAGCCAGUCUCUGGUCCUGCCUAUUAAUCGGAGAAACACUCUUACUAAAUUUCAUAUGGACCUGUUUGUACAGCGUUUAAUUUUC